AUGGCGCCCACCCAGGCGCCCAAUCCCAGCUCUUUAAAGACUACAUUUCCACCGUUGACGCGAGCUACGACCCUACCGUCGGUAUCGCGAAACCUCGCGACAGAUCGCACGCUUCUCACGCCCGAAGAUGCCAUGUACCAAGGGUCCCCGCCGCGAAAGCAGUCUGCUGCUGGGAAUAAGCUGCAGAAAGAGUUGCGGAUGACCAAUGGAGAGAAUGGGGAUGCUUCGGGAAUGCCAAGGAGGGGUAGGAAUAAGGAUAGAAUUCGGAGUGCUAGUAGAAGGGGCAAGAGAGUAUGGUCGAAGCUGUUGUGGGUGAAGCAAUCUUAUCCGGACAACUAUACCGAUCAAGCCACUUUCCUCGAGCACCUCCAGCGAAAUCCUCGUCUCCAACCGUACGAUUUUUGGCCUUUGGUCGCAGACUCAACCGUCAUAGUCCAGCAUGUCUGCUCCGUCAUCAUCUUCAUCGUCUGCUUUGUUGGCAUCUUCCAUAGACGCAUCGCGCCAGAGGCAGUAGUAGGCUGGGGUAGCGUUGCGACAAUUCUAGGCUGGGUGUUAUGGGAUUGGUGGGUAGGGCAAGAAGAAUCCUCCAAACCUCUGGCCCCAGCAAUUCCUCCUCCUCCACCAUCGUCCAUCUCAGCCGGUAGCUCUACAUCGAACUUGAAUGGAAAUCCCAUGCUCUCCCGGCACUCGAAGUCCGCCUCCACAUCCUCAAUCAAUUCUCAAGCCCUCCACUCAACCCCACGAGCCCCCAACUUCCCACCCUCCUCUCCCAUGAGCCACCGUACCUCUCUCCGUCUCUCAACCGCAAAAUCAGCGCUGCUAAUAUACUUUACUCUCCUGGGCCUCUCGCCAAUCCUCAAAUCCCUUACACGUUCUACUUCCUCUGACAGUAUCUGGGCAAUGUCCUUUAUGCUCUUCACAAUCAAUAUAUUCUUCUUCGACUACGGCACUCCAGCCCCAUCCUCUUCAAUAAAUACAGGGAACAAGAACAUACCAGCGAGUCUCAGCACAAACGCCGCGCUAAUGGCAAGUACGGUGCUUGCAUCCCGACUACCAAGCACGGGGCAAGUGUUUAGCCUGACACUGUUCAGUAUCGAGGUAUUCGGGCUGUUCCCAGUCUUCCGGCGCUAUGCGCGACAGCGCGAUUGGCGGGGUCACGUAGCGCUGACUUCUUUCCUUGUGGUCGGUGCUGGGGGCGGAGUAGGGUUGAUCUUGGGAAGGGGCGGGGAUGGAGAGGGGUUAUUGGAUUUUCCGUGGAAGAGUGGGCUGCUGGGGGUGUUGAUUGGGGUUGUGGGGACGGGGCUGGCGAUGGGGGGGUGUAGUUGGUGGCUGAUUGGGUUGCAAAAGUAUAAGAAUGAGAUUCAUGGGCCGUGGGAUCCAGCGAGGCCGGUUAUUAGGAGGCAGUGGGAUGAUUAUUAG
Messenger RNA from Lachnellula hyalina, 1419 nucleotides. RefSeq names its product putative phosphatidylinositol N-acetylglucosaminyltransferase subunit C (gene pigC). The record is from RefSeq and is a predicted model, not a curated record. Gene Ontology annotation, biological process: GPI anchor biosynthetic process. Bases 1 to 1419 code for a protein of 472 amino acids. The transcript is spliced from 2 exons. Gene Ontology annotation, cellular component: membrane; glycosylphosphatidylinositol-N-acetylglucosaminyltransferase (GPI-GnT) complex. NCBI's taxonomy places the organism in Eukaryota, Fungi, Ascomycota, Leotiomycetes, Helotiales, Lachnaceae.